CUCAACACAGAAGUGAUUUUUACAUAGAUCGUCAACACGUCAGGCCUUAACUGUAUUGAAUUUGGGAGAAAUCUGAAUGAAAGCUCAUUUGUAUGGUAAUUGUUGUAUUUUCUUUUUAUUUCAGAUCUCAAAUGGACAGAUGAAUAAGAGCAGAAUAUAGCCAGGGAGUGUCAUCUCAUCUUCAUCUAUGGUGGCUCAAACAACAGUAAACAUGGAGGUGAAUCAAUAUACAGAAACUGUGAAGGUCUUUCACACAAACUAUGUUCGUAAUUAUCGUGCAGUUGGUGUCAUGUGGGGCAUUUUUACGAUAUGCUUCGCUUUGAUAAACAUAGUGGUAUUUAUCUACCCACAGUGGAUAGGUGACACAAGAGAAUCUGUUGGAGCCGGGUAUUUUGGACUAUACGAACAUUGCAGAAUUGUUACAGGAGGUGGACUUUUGUGUUAUGGAAAUUUUGGUGAUUUUACCCAUAUCCUCAGUGCUGCAUUCAAGGGAGCAACCUUCUUCAUCGGAUUUUCAGCUUUAUUAUCUCUAGUUACCAUCGUUGCCAUGCUACUAUUUUUCUUCAUGUCUACCAAGAUUGUGUUUUUCAUCUGUGGUGUUCUUCAGCUUGGAUCAACAAUAUGCAUGUUCCUUGGAUGUGUGAUAUAUCCAUCUGGUUGGACAAAUGAACACGUCAUGGCUGUUUGUGGCAACGCAGGCGCAUAUGAGAUUGGCAAAUGUGGUGUCAGGUGGUCGUAUAUUCUCGCAAUUCUUGGUAUAUUUGAUGCAAUGAUGCUGUGCAUUCUCGCAAUUGUUCUAGCUACUCGCCAAGCCAAGCUUAAGCCAACUGGAUAUACAUCUAAAGCAUAUGAGAAUGGUUACAUUGAGAAAAAUGGCCAUGUGAUCCAGCCAGUUAUGAUGCCACAUGAUGGUUAUUCCGAUUAUUCAUCACCCUCUGAACCAAUCAGAAACGGAACGACGAAAUCGAAAAAGCGCAAUAGGAAAGAUUUUACAUUGUAA
This is a messenger RNA of Owenia fusiformis, 1000 nucleotides long. Lineage: Eukaryota; Metazoa; Annelida; Polychaeta; Sabellida; Oweniidae. The record is from the annotation of a GenBank genome assembly.